This is a messenger RNA of Racocetra fulgida, 517 nucleotides long. The record is from the annotation of a GenBank genome assembly. NCBI's taxonomy places the organism in Eukaryota, Fungi, Glomeromycota, Glomeromycetes, Diversisporales, Gigasporaceae.
UUCUACUUGGCUUGUAGAACAAGCCGAUCAUUCAGAAUACCCUAAUUGGAACCUUUUGAUAAUGCAACUCCUCGACACAGCGCAUUACUAUAUGAAAGAAUACAAACGCCCGAUAGUCUUGAUCCUUGAUCAAGUAGACCGCAUUGCUAAAAAGGACCAAGAGUUUCUUGGGAUGCUUCAAGAUUUUGCGAAAGACUUAAUUCCUUUUGAAGUUGGUGAUAUCUCAGAUGAAGAAGCUGUGAAAUUUCUGCAGAAUUCUGGCAUUGAUCAAAAAAACGCCGAAGUUUCAGUAAAAUACCUAACGGGUGGACGGUUUACAUUAUUGAAGGAACUCCAAGCACUAAAUCAACUUAUCGAAGUAGGUCGUAUUGACAUCAAGCAAGCUAAGACCAUUAUACCACUCAACACGAUUCGUAAACUUGUUGAGGCUAAUAUUCUCAAAGAAGAUCAAGACUUCACAGUGUCCUUUCAUUCACGUUAUGUUGACACUUAUUUUAAAGAGGAAAUUCUUUCCAAU